ACAGACAAUAGCGUAAAUCCCGAAAACGCCCCCGAGACCAAUCGAGCCCAGCAUCACAGGGAGCGUGUAAGUAACUAUGACGUCACAAAUCCAGAAAACCAAUGCACAAAUGGCAAUGCAGAUUCCACGGACCUGAGUCGGGAAUAUUUCCGCACAGAGGAUGUUUGGGAUUGGGCCGUAACCCAUCACGAACCGUGGGCCACGCUUCCAAGAUUCACGACAUUCCCAAUCACGAGGAUGAUGAGAGAGAUUAUUAGGACGGCAACAUCCAUGAACCUCAUAGCAACAGCAAUACUUGGAAGCAUCAGGAAAUUAGUCAAAGCACUGAUGAGGAAUGAUGCAGAGUCCGAUCCUAUGCCGAGGUUAGAGAGAAGAACUCCCACACCCGCUUGCUGUAGAAUU
This is a messenger RNA of Striga asiatica, 402 nucleotides long. The record is from the annotation of a GenBank genome assembly. NCBI's taxonomy places the organism in Eukaryota, Viridiplantae, Streptophyta, Magnoliopsida, Lamiales, Orobanchaceae.